UUCCGUUCGUGACUACCGUGCAGGCUAUGCCCAGUCCCUUCGAAUGCUUCAGACGGCUAAGGAAUAUGAUCAACAAGUGUGCAGUUCCAAACAGGGUGCCUCGUCGACGCUGAUUACCAAAUCUAGCUUGAUGCUGGGGUUGGGGGAGACAGACGAGGAGGUGAUGACAGCUCUGAAAGACCUCCGUCUCGCUGGAGUGGACUGCGUCACUUUGGGCCAGUACAUCCAACCGACUCGUCGCCAUCUUAAGGUGAAGGAAUACGUGCACCCAGACAAAUUCAAAUACUGGAUCGGUGUGGGAAACCAAUUGGGAUUUUUGUACACCGCCAGUGGUCCACUGGUUCGUUCUUCUUAUCGUGCUGGAGAAUUCUACAUAAAAAACAUUUUGAAACAAAAGCGAGAAACCAGUUACUUAUGAGCCUUCUAUUUUACCUGCCGACGUCGUCACGACUUGUCGUCAAAAUCUAGUCGCACAGAGUUAAUUCUUCGUAUGCGCCAAUCGGUUAGUGAUAAUUUGUCUUAUUUUUUUCAACUUCCUUGAAUAAAUGUCGAUCGCUUCA
Messenger RNA from Dicrocoelium dendriticum, 560 nucleotides. Lineage: Eukaryota; Metazoa; Platyhelminthes; Trematoda; Plagiorchiida; Dicrocoeliidae. The record is from the annotation of a GenBank genome assembly.